CGGGUCUUUCGUUCGAAACUAUCCCCUGCCACCAAGAAAUUCGAGAUGAAAAUUUGACAGCUCGGAUGGUGGGGGGAUUUAGCAGUUAAAUUAUGCCUUUGCAUUGCAUUGAAGAACAAAGAGGAAACACAUCUGAAGAUAAUGGAGACACGUGUUCACUAUGGACAGAUAUUCCAGAGUCCUUACUAUUGCAAAUAUUCUCUUAUCUAGAGGCGACAAGUUUAGUGGCGGUUACACAGACUUGCAAGGUAUGGUGCAGAGUAGCGUAUGAUGAGAGCCUUUGGAAGGCAUUGCUGUGGCGACGGUGGAGUAUUUGUGGGGUGGAGCUUCCACCGGGGAGAGACAGUUGGUACCAGGAGUACAGACGUCUGUUCUACCACUGCCCUGUGAUCCUCAGUGAAACUCUGAUGGACCACAGUGAUGAAGUUCUCCAUGUCAGCUUCUCAAACCGCGGCGACAUGUUCUCUACUACUUCCAAAGAUGCUUCAAUUAAGAUUUGGCAGGUGGGGUAUCCAACAAAUCUUAAAUAUACCAAGGACUUCCGUGAGCUGCUGGGCUGGGACUUCACCCAGUUCUCUUGCUUCAACAAAAGCGACACCAUGCUUCUAGUUUCAAGUGUCAAAACAACUGAUUUUAUGGACAGAAGAGGCUUUGUAGCUAUUCUAUCCCUCAUGCAUAAUUUACAGAUUUUAAGAGUAGUUUCUAUGGAUCCCUCCCAGCUGUUUGGAGCUUGGCUGGAUGACAAUACAUUCCUUGGAGGAUAUCUAGAAAUAAGCUUAGAUAGAUUUGCAACCACUGUUCAGAUUGAAUCAUUUCAGGUUGAUAAGAAUUCACCAUUACCGAAUGAUAAAACUCCAGUAGUGGAGGAAGGCAUAGGACAAAACCUGUUCACUUUCUCCAGUGAAACAGCCAGCCUAAUCAAAUUUUUGACAGUGGCCCAUGUGUCUAGUACUGAUACAAAAAGUUCUUCAUCAUCACUGCUGAAAACUUGUCAUGGAACAGAAGAUAUUGCAAUGAAAACAGAGAGUAAAAAGGAGGAAGCUCUGAACAUUUGUUGUAACUGUAACAUUAAUCACAAUGAAAAUCAGUCAACAAGUGUGAACAUUGACCACAGUUGUAAUUGUUUGAGGACAUCGUUUGAAGAGUGGAAAAGUGGAGCCAGCACUAAGCCCAGGAAUCCAUGCAUUUCAUGUGCCAGUGUCAAACUGGAAGAUCAUGAAUCACCACCAGGUACCUCUCUGAAAAACUUGAUAUUUGUUACUGGAGAGUUUGCUGUCGCACUCCAUCAGCUGGGAAUUAAAAACGUAAGUUCAGAAACUUUGUCCAAGCAGAUGUCUUUCAGCAGUGAGAUGGAUGAGAUGGAAAUAUCCGAGGAAAAUCACCAUAUGGUGGUUAAUUUUAGUAACAAUGAUAUUCAUGUGCAACCUCUUAGAAAAUCAGACAAACCAGAUCAUCUGAUUGAUCUGUUCGGACAUGUGACAGGAUUAUGUCUCUCAAGAGAUUCUAGGUAUUUAUAUCUUAAUUAUCGUCCUUGGAUUGGUAAAGUAGACAGAAAUGACCCCUGGGCAACCCCUGACCUUUCACCUUCUAUAGAGAUCUUGGUGAUUGACCUGCUUACCUUAAAAAAUGAGGGCGUGCAAUAUGUAGGUCACAAGGGAUAUUCCCCUUCCACCAUGUGUUGUUUUGUAUUUCUGGAUGUCAGCAGUGACUAUGUUGGAAGUGGUAGUGAAGAUGCACGAGCAUAUCUGUGGGAUAAGCAUUACAAAAACAACAUAGCAGUGUAUGAGCACUCCUGGGGAGUGGUGAAUGCAGUAGGGUUCAACCCUGCCAACCAGGAGUACAUGGUCACGGUCAGUGAUGACAACACCAUCAAGAUUUGGAGGUCCAGGUCAGAGAUCAGGAAGUUACGCCCUAACUUUGAAACCGCUUCGAUCGAAGCAGACAAAUUUGUAAGGAAAUUCUGAGUCUGUGAAAGUACUCAAACGAUCCAGGGUACAGUGGAAUCUGAGGAACCAUUUAUCUGUGAUCACUGGGACCAAUGCCAACAAUCUUGAAAUGCAAAGCUGUUUUGCACCCCCCCCCCCUUUUUUGAUGAAACUUUGAGCCAUUCUUUCUAGUUAUUUUUUUAGUAUACACACUCUCCUAAAUGCUGGUAUUUGUAUUAUUUCUUUUUGUGUAUAAAUAAACCAAUAUUGCUGUUGUACAUGUAUGAUAAUUAAUAAAACAUGAUAAAUUAUUGAA
Molecule: messenger RNA, 2241 nt
Organism: Magallana angulata
Lineage: Eukaryota; Metazoa; Mollusca; Bivalvia; Ostreida; Ostreidae
Product: F-box/WD repeat-containing protein 5-like
Exons: 8
Coding region: 93-1964 (623 amino acids)
Biological process (GO): protein ubiquitination
Cellular component (GO): Cul4-RING E3 ubiquitin ligase complex; SCF ubiquitin ligase complex
Molecular function (GO): protein binding
Source: RefSeq, a predicted model, not a curated record